AUGGAGCAAGAGAUAUUUUCAAUGGGAACGGAGAUGUUGUACCCGGUGCUGCUUAUACCGAAAAGGUGUACCACCCUGGAGACCACAUGUGAAGUGACCGACGAUGUGUUUAUAGACCUGAGUAUCACCUCUACCGAUACGGAAGGUAACAAAAUGUGCUUAUAUUCGGGUUUUUGUAAUAUCAAAGUUAUAGAGAACUAUGAUGUCGAUACCCGCGAGGGUUCAUCGUCCUCACCACCGGAUACGAAUGAUUUAGAUCCAAUACAAGUGGUAACAGAAGCGAACGCUCAAUCCUCGUAUCCUCCAUACAGCCAAUCCCAGGUGUGGAUAGACCCGGCACGUAGCCCCUUCGUGUACAACAACUAUGAUGCGUCAGAGUCACAAGGUAGAUACUCCGUGUACCACCACCAAACCCACUCCAGCCACAUAACUGUUGAGCAGCACAAUACAUAUAUAACUCAAAAUGUGUACAACUGUUCUGAGCCCGUACACUAUUCACCAGCCGAGGAGUUCGAGCACAAAAAGUUCCGAAAGAUUCAGACGGGCGACCCUAACCCUCAGAACAGUUCAGCUGAGCCGAACAACCCAUAUGAAGAUGACGAGUUUGAGUGCGGGGUGUUCCUGUCUCAGCUGUCCGAGGAGAUAAUCAAUGAGAAGGAAGCAAGGGCCAGGGAGGAGCUUCGUUACAUUGGGCUGCAGAGUGAGAAUGAUGCGUUGAAGCAACUCAUGUCAACAGAUAUACAGUCAAUGUCCAAACAGCAGAAGACUAUACUGUUCUUAGGCCAUGACUCCCACUACGGGCAGACAAUUCAGAAGAUUGCUGUUAAUGAUCCAUCGUUGGAAUGCGUUGCUGGUAGUGAAUUGGACUAUGAAAUAGUCGCUGACAACAACAACAGGCCUAACCAGAAGAGGUAUCAGUGCGACAAGUGCAAGCAGAUAUUCGACCAGAUCGCCGCGUUCAAGCAGCACAUGGUGGGCACGCACAGGCAGUCGAGGGACGCGGAGGCUUCCAGCAGCGAGGGCGAGGUGAAGUUCCUGUGCACCGAGUGCGGGAAGAGCCUGAAGAGCCAGGAGAAGUUCGAGCUGCACUGCCUCGGCCACGGCGACCCCGAGCUGGAGUGCAGCAAGUGCCGCAAAGUGUUCGCGUCCAAGUUCACGCUGCGCACGCACCGCAAGAUACACUACAGGAAACACCAGUGCGACUUCUGCACGAAGGCGUUCAAGGGGCCCGACGAGCUGCGCGCGCACGCGGCCAAAACGCACUUCGUGUUCGCCUGCCACAGCUGCGAGUACGCCGCGGACAGCUACGAGGAGCUGCUGGGGCACAACGUCCGCCACGUCCAGGCGGCGGCGCGCGACUGCGGCGACGCGUCGUGCGGCUCGGAGCGCGCCACCCCCUCCCCGCCCCGCUCGCCCUCCCCCCGCCCCGCUACGCCGCCUUCCCCCCGCCCGUCGCCCCCCACACCCGCGGCGCCCGCGCAGCGCCCCACGCGCGACGAAAUCCGCGAGGCGGACUCGGUCAUAGCCAAGGUCAUGUCCAACAAGGUCUUCCUGCUGCACGCGAAGAAGGCGAAGAAGCACAAAAGAUACAGAAAGUCUUGUGACGUCUGCUCGAAGACCUUCGACCGGAUUGGCGAUUUAAAGAGGCACCUAAUCGAGCACGUCAUCAGGAGCACCUUAGCGAAGAACCCGGUGAACAAAAACGGCACCCUGAACAUCCAGUGCGAGGUGUGCCAGACGGAGAGCUUCACCAAAGUGGACAGGUACAAGGCGCACUUGCGCGAACACGCCAAGCUGACACUCUACCAGUGCACGUUCUGCAACAAAUCCUUCAGCGACUCCAGCAACUUCUCGAAACACAAGAAGAUCCACGGCGCCAUCUACUUCCAGUGCGACCUCUGCCAGAGGAAGUUCAACUCGAAGAAGAUGAUCACCCAGCACAUGGAGUACCACAACAACAACUCCCCGAUCAAGUGCUUCUACUGCAGCAAGGAGUUCCACUUCGAGUCGAUGCUCAACAAGCACAUAAAGUGCGCGCACACGAAGGAGGUCUCCGCCAGGUUUCGCUGCAGAUUCUGCCAUCAGUACUUCAAAACGCUCAAAGAGAAGUGGGACCACGAGUGGAACGUCCACAACGUCAGGAAGAUGAUCGUGGACUGCCUCAUAUGCGGUUCCAAAUUCAGGAAGUACUCGGAACUUAAGCGGCAUUGUAACGACACCCACGGCUUGGAAAUACCGCCCGCCAAAAAGUUGCUGAAGAAAGACAAUUCCGAA
Iphiclides podalirius (scarce swallowtail) is the source of this 2274-nucleotide messenger RNA. The record is from the annotation of a GenBank genome assembly. Lineage: Eukaryota; Metazoa; Arthropoda; Insecta; Lepidoptera; Papilionidae.